This is a messenger RNA of Raphanus sativus (radish), 759 nucleotides long. RefSeq names its product transcription factor ORG2-like. The record is from RefSeq and is a predicted model, not a curated record. Gene Ontology annotation, molecular function: DNA-binding transcription factor activity, RNA polymerase II-specific; protein dimerization activity; RNA polymerase II transcription regulatory region sequence-specific DNA binding. Gene Ontology annotation, biological process: regulation of transcription by RNA polymerase II. Lineage: Eukaryota; Viridiplantae; Streptophyta; Magnoliopsida; Brassicales; Brassicaceae. Gene Ontology annotation, cellular component: RNA polymerase II transcription regulator complex.
AUGUGUGCACUUUUCCCUUCGUUGUUUCCAAACUUUGAUUGGCCGUCGACAGCAGGUUACGUGAGCUACUACCUCGGCGGAGAAAACCUCAGCGAUAUGUUCCUUGAUUGUCCGGUACCGGAAACGUAUGAAGUGGCUCAUCAUCAGUACAACUUAGGAGUUUCUGUUUCGUCGGAGGGAAAUGGAAUAGAUAAACCGGCUGUUAUCAAGAAGGUUAGUCACAAUGCUAGUGAGCGUGACCGUCGCAAGAAGAUCAACUCUUUGUUCUCAUCCCUCCGAUCAUGUCUUCCAACCUCAGAUCAUUCAAAGAAGCUAAGUAUUUCUGCCACCGUUUCACGAGGCUUGAAAUACAUACCAGAGUUGCAAGAGCAAGUGAAGAAGUUAUCACAAAGGAAGGAAGAACUCUUGGUGCGAGUAUCAGGUCAAAGAGACAUUGAACAUUACGUUAAGCCACAACCAAAGGCAGUUGCAUGUUAUGUCUCCACUGUUUCCGCGACUAAGCUUGGAGACAACGAAGUGAUGGUCCAAAUUUCAUCAUCCAAGAUCCACAACUUCUCGAUAUCCACUGUAUUAACUGGGUUAGAAGAAGAUGGUUUUGUUCUUGUGGAUGUUUCAUCUUCAAGGUCUCAAGGGGAAAGGCUUUUCUACGCUUUGCAUCUUCAAAUGAACAAUAUGGAUAAUCAUUACAAAAUAAAUUGCGAAGAGUUAAGGGAAAGGAUGUUGCACUUGUAUGAGAAAAUAGAAAAUUCGUUUAGGUGA